Messenger RNA from Sinocyclocheilus grahami, 1437 nucleotides. Its product is annotated as solute carrier family 41 member 1-like. Gene Ontology annotation, molecular function: monoatomic cation transmembrane transporter activity. The record is from RefSeq and is a predicted model, not a curated record. Bases 18 to 425 code for a protein of 135 amino acids. Gene Ontology annotation, biological process: monoatomic cation transport. The transcript is spliced from 3 exons. Gene Ontology annotation, cellular component: plasma membrane. Lineage: Eukaryota; Metazoa; Chordata; Actinopteri; Cypriniformes; Cyprinidae.
AUUUAAUCUGUCAAUAAAUGUCAUUUUUCUUUACAGAAUUCAAUGACUAUGCCAACCCGAUGGUUUGUGCCUUCUUUGUCGCCCUGACACCCAUCUGGGUACUUAUCGCCCGGCGGACACCUUCCACCCGGGAAGUGCUCUACUCAGGGUGGGAGCCAGUCAUUAUCGCCAUGGCGAUCAGCAGUGUUGGAGGCCUUAUUCUGGAUAAGACCGUAUCUAACCCUAACUUUGCUGGAAUGGUUGUGAUCCUGCUGUACCUUGCAGACUGGAUGGUUAACUGGAUGUGGCAUCGAGGGAUGGAUCCUGACAACUUCUCCAUUCCCUACUUGACUGCCCUGGGAGACCUGCUGGGGACGGGCUUCCUGGCUCUGUGUUUCCACGUCCUGUGGCUAAUUGGAGAUCGGGACACAGAUGUGGGUGAUUGAUCCACGCUGCUUCCUUUGACUCUAUCCAAGCAACACAAAUGUCUUUAUUUAUAAUGCCACAUAGAGAAAGAAUAUCUAUAUUGUUAUGGCUGCGUUGGCUACCAUGAUUAUAUUGAUGACAUUAUUGCUUUAGUAUUGAUAUGUAAUUUCAUUGUUGUUUAGCUACUGGGAGAACAACUAUCCUCAUUAUUUUUCAAUGGGGAUGUUCGGCCCGGUUUUACGGCCAGUCGCAUUGGCUGCAUGUAAAGAUGACAUCAACCUAAACUUGAAAUAUUUCACGAGAGGCAAACGAACAUAGAAUGCUACAUCAGCAAGUGCUACAAAAUAGUGAUAUAAAAUUAUAUGUUUUGAGGGCGGCACUCACAGCCUUUGCCAACUAAAAACAAAAACCAUAUUUGGACCAUCACAGAGUGACCUAAAUAACAUUUCAGGCUAAAGAUUAAAAGAGUCACUUGGGUCUUAAUGGUAGAGAUUGAAUCUCAAAGGGGACCUUUUGAUGAUAAAGCGUGCAUGUACAGUAGAGUACUGUAAAAUACAUAGAGAUCGCCCAAUUUAACACACAAUGCUAUGUUUUCGGGAUCUAAAUUUGCUUUAGUAGCUGUGCUUAUGGUUACAGAGAGGGAUAGUAACCCAAAGUGCUUUACUGUUUCAUUGAAAUACUCAAGUUGUGCAAUGCGAUGAAAAGGGUUCAUGGGUUGUUUACGCUCGACACCUAAAGGAUAAAAUAUCAGACUUUGCCUCAUUUGCGUAGGUACAUUUCUGUUACGUACAGAAACGUUUCACCCAGUUAAAGGCCUGUAAUAUUGCUGUAGUCCACAUCUGUUAAUCUCCAAAAUCUCUUGAAUGGACUCAAAAUACUGGGGCAGAUAAUGUAUUUGUUGUGAUGGUCAACAAAGUGGUUAUUUUAAAAGGGCUGUGAGUUCGAAAAUUGGCAGUCAGGACCCUUUUUAUUAAACCAGAAAUCAUAUUUGACAAUGCACUCUUAAAGGCUUUCCAAAUCCCAAUGAAUAUA